This is a messenger RNA of Pseudophryne corroboree (corroboree frog), 1258 nucleotides long. RefSeq names its product CTD nuclear envelope phosphatase 1 (gene CTDNEP1). The coding region runs from base 236 to 970 and encodes 244 amino acids. Gene Ontology annotation, molecular function: phosphoprotein phosphatase activity. Lineage: Eukaryota; Metazoa; Chordata; Amphibia; Anura; Myobatrachidae. The transcript is spliced from 8 exons. The record is from RefSeq and is a predicted model, not a curated record.
GUGCGAGGACAGGCGACGCAUGCGCGGUAAGUGCCGGCCGGUCGGGUGACGCAUGCGCGGUGUGUGAGGACCGGUGAGCGGAAGUGACGCGGGUGCUCCGCCAUGGCGGCUGUCAGUCGGGUCCGCAGCGGUUCUGUUCCCGGGAUGUGAGAGACUGAACCCUCCGCCCUCCCCCUGCCUGUCACCCGCCCGGCCCGCACCCCCCCACCGGAGACCCCCCGAUCCCUGUCCCGGGAUGAUGCGGAAUCCGGGGCUGCUCGGCCUGCGAGGAUUCGUGGCGUUCGCGGCCAAACUGUGGAGCUUCCUCCUGUAUAUCCUGAGGAGACAGGUCCGCACCGUUAUACAGUAUCAGACUGUGAGGUACGACGUCCUUCCACUGUCUCCUGCAUCCAGGAACCGGCUCAAUCAAGUGAAGAGGAAGGUUCUUGUUUUGGAUUUAGAUGAAACUCUGAUCCACUCCCAUCACGAUGGAGUAUUGCGGCCAACAGUCCGUCCAGGAACACCUCCUGAUUUUAUACUAAAGGUCGUUAUAGAUAAACAUCCUGUGCGAUUCUUUGUACAUAAAAGACCACAUGUUGACUUCUUCCUUGAAGUGGUCAGCCAGUGGUACGAGCUCGUGGUGUUCACAGCCAGUAUGGAGAUUUACGGUUCUGCUGUGGCCGAUAAACUAGAUAAUAACCGAGGGGUCCUGCGCAGACGCUUUUACCGACAGCACUGUACCCUAGAGCUGGGCAGUUACAUUAAGGAUCUCUCUGUAGUGCACAACGAUCUGUCCAGUGUGGUGAUACUGGACAACUCGCCGGGGGCCUACCGGAGUCAUCCAGAUAAUGCCAUACCUAUCAAAUCCUGGUUCAGUGACCCCAGUGACACCGCUCUCCUCAACCUGCUCCCAAUGCUGGACGCCCUGAGGUUCACCGCUGAUGUCCGCUCUGUCCUAAGUCGCAAUCUUCACCAGCAUCGGCUUUGGUGACAAUGAGCCCCCGCGACCCCCAGUCCUGAUUCCUCCACCCCAUCAUCACCUCUUCCUCUGCCUUAUUUCGUCUCCCCGGCUACAGACAGAGACUGUACCCCCUUACUGAGGAAGGACGAUGCAGGACUCCCCCUACUCUACCUCUAGAACACUCAUCAAUGGGGGGAGCGUGAUGAAAACGAACUUUAUUCCCCUCCACCCCUUUUUUUCAGGGGCUGGUGCAUAUGGGGAGAAACGGGGGUUUGUUUUUAAUUGUAGACUUUCUUGUAUAAAGAGAAUUAUUUCAAA